UAUUCUGGGCAAGAGGAAGGGUUUUUUUCCGAGGUAGCUGCCCCAACUCACGAUUCCCACCGCAUGGCUCUUGUGUCUUCCAUAAACCUCAACCAUGUUCUUCCAUAAACCUCAACCUUAAUGUUCUUGGACUUCCUCAACGGAUAUGUUAGCCUCGAAUCACCCUAACUGGCAUGUCCAAGUUAUCUGGGAGGGAUGGGGAUCGUCCUCCGACGGGGUUCUGAAGCUUCACGCUGCCCUGAGCCUCAGCGGCACCAAAGUUUGCUCAGCUUCUUACAAGUUUCUUCCUCGUUGUCAAAACUGGAGAUUUCUGCGAGGAACUCCUCCAAGUGCGGGCGGACACCGGGGGAGGAGAGAAGGGGAGGAAAAGGCGGCGCGCAAGGGCCCCCUUGGCACAGUUGCCUGGCGCCUCCGUGAGGCUCGGGCCGUUCCCCCUACGACUCUUCGACUUGUCAGGCGGCGGCAUUCGGCGGACUGCCCGGCGUUUCACCCGCCCUCGGCUCCCUCCCUCUCCGGUCUUUGGUGGUGGACUUAAGCGCCCAUGGCAAUCGCCGCCUUCAGUCACCUGCGGAACGCAGUCGGAAGGCAGCAGCUCUGGAGGCACAGCUGUCUAAGGACCCCCUGGGCACCUCUCCCUUUUGCCCGUCGUAGCAGAAGCGAUCGCGGGAGCAGAGAUGAACCGCGCCCUCCCUCCCUGAAGGGAAACUACUGGCAGCUGUGCGAGCGGGCAGCCCGGGAGCCCGGCCCUUUCUGGGGGUCUCUGGCACGGGAGGCGCUGCAAUGGGACACCCCGCACCACACCGACUGCGAGUGGGAUUUCGCUCAGGGUCGGAUCCGCUGGUUCUUAGGCGGUCGGUUAAAUGUGGCGGUUAACUGUUUGGAUCGGCAUGUGCAACAUACACCAGACAAAAUAGCUUUGAUUUGGGAAAAAGAUGAGCCCGGUACUGAAGAAAAAAUAACUUACAGGGAACUUUUGGACAUGACUUGUCGCCUUGCUAAUACCUUAAAAAGAAAUGGUAUAAAAAAGGGAGACCGAGUUGCGAUCUAUAUGUCUGUAUCUCCAAUGGCAGUGACUGCCAUGUUAGCUUGUGCCAGAAUUGGUGCUGUUCAUACAGUUGUUUUUGCUGGAUUCAGUGCAGAAUCUUUAGCAGGAAGAAUAAAUGAUGCUAAAUGUAAAGCAGUGAUCACCUGUAACCAGGGAAUCAGAGGAGGACGGAUCCUAGAACUGAAAAACACCGUGGAUGAAGCUGUAAAGAAUUGUCCAAGUGUCAAGUGUGUUUUUGUAGCCCAGAGAACUGACAACAAAACCCCUACAUGCAGUCAUGAUAUUCUCCUUGAAGAAGAGAUGGCUAAGGAAGCAUUGGUUUGCCCCCCUGAAAUUAUGGACAGUGAGGAUAUGCUUUUUAUGCUUUACACUUCAGGAAGCACAGGAAAACCUAAAGGAAUUGUUCAUACUCAGGCUGGCUAUCUGCUUUAUGCUGCUGUAACACAUAAGCAUGUUUUUGGCCUCAAACAAGAUGACAUUUUUGGUUGUGUAGCAGAUAUUGGUUGGAUCACAGGACACAGCUAUGUUGUUUAUGGACCACUUUGCAACGGAAGCACCACAGUUUUGUUUGAAAGUACUCCUGUUUAUCCAGAUCCAGGUCGCUAUUGGGAAACUGUGGAAAGAUUAAAAAUUAACCAAUUUUACUGUGCUCCAACUGCAUUACGUUUGUUGCUGAAGUAUGGGGAUGAAUAUGUGAAGAAAUAUGACAGAUCGUCUCUUACUACUCUUGGAUCAGUGGGGGAACCAAUAAAUCAUGAAGCUUGGCACUGGUACUACAGUGUGGUAGGAGACAAAAGGUGUACCCUUGUGGAUACUUGGUGGCAAACAGAAACGGGUGGCAUUUGCAUUGCUCCUCGGCCUUCAGAAGAAGGAGCUGAGAUUAUUCCAGCUAUAGCAAUGAGGCCUUUCUAUGGAAUUACCCCAGUGCUAAUGGAUGAGAAUGGAAAAGUUUUAGAAGGCAAUGAUACCGCUGGUGCUCUCUGCAUUGCACAACCCUGGCCUGGUAUAGCACGGACUAUCUAUGAAGACCAUCAGCGUUUUGUAGAAGCUUAUUUCAAAGCUUACCCAGGGUAUUAUUUCACAGGCGAUGCUGCUUAUAGAACUAAGGAAGGCUAUUAUCAGCUAACAGGGCGAAUGGAUGAUGUCCUAAACAUCAGUGGACACAGGCUUGGAACUGCAGAAAUUGAAGAUGCCAUG
Molecule: messenger RNA, 2242 nt
Organism: Thamnophis sirtalis
Lineage: Eukaryota; Metazoa; Chordata; Lepidosauria; Squamata; Natricidae
Source: RefSeq, a predicted model, not a curated record